Molecule: messenger RNA, 609 nt
Organism: Zychaea mexicana
Lineage: Eukaryota; Fungi; Mucoromycota; Mucoromycetes; Mucorales; Lichtheimiaceae
Product: high mobility group box domain-containing protein
Exons: 2
Source: RefSeq, a predicted model, not a curated record
GCUGAUGCACCUAUCCGUGUUACUCGACCACCCAACGCCUUCCUACUCUUCAAUAAAGAGAUGCGUAAGCAACUCAAAGACUCGAAUCCGACAAUGAAAGUGGCAGAAAUUAGCAAAGAAAUUGGUGAACGGUGGAAGAAUCUCAGCUUGGACGAGAAAAACCGCUAUGUCGGUCAAGCCAACAGCAUCAAGGAAACGCAACGGGCUUUGCAUCCUAAUUCAAUGUACAUUCGGCGAAGCAAGGCUGAGCUUGCUAAGGCAGGACACUAUGCCAAGAUCAAACGGAAAGCUGCGGCGGCGGCGGCGGCCGCAGCCGCGAACCCUGCUGCCCCUAAACACCCCUUGUCGGCGUACAUGUGGUAUUUGACCGAGGUGCGCCCGGAAACUAUGCAAACUUACCCAGGGUCAACUGUGGGGCAGAUCAGUAAACUGUGUGCUGAACGGUGGAAUACCAUGACUGAGACAGAACGGCUGCCUUGGCAUACCAAAGCUCAGGCUGACAAGGCUCGCUAUGCUCGCGAAAUGCAGAUCUAUGCAUCCCAGCAUGAUCAUCCUAUGGGCCGAGGAACUCGGCAAAAGUACCGGGCUGCAGCUGCCGCUGCCGCUGCU